CCAUUCGGAAAAAGUCGCCCGUCAACAAUUCGUACGAAACUGAAACGACUCACCUGCCAAACAGUCUAAGAAGGGAGGACCUGGGAAAGAAGACACUUUAUCCCCAACCCCGAGGAAACGCUGCCCUCUGCUUCUUACUGGAAAUUAAAAAUUGUCUUUUGUUGUCGGUCGGCGAGAACUUCUUGAACCGAGACUGACACGUUCUCUCCGUGGGACCGUAAACGUAUUUAUUCUUAGUUGACACCGUUUAACAGGCGCUUCCGGAUCUUUUGGAAAACUAAAACCACGGAAUGAAAUCUGGGGAGAUUGAGUUGGAAGAAAUUAAGACAAAUUCGGACCAAAAGGAAAUGGUAGAUGGUCGAGAUGGUGAGGCCAGUGUGGAAAACUCUUUGCUUUCUCAGAGCAAUAAUGGGGGAACAACAUGCAUUGAACCAAAGCAUAAGAACAGGACAAGUCUACAGAAUUGUUUAUCCCACAAAGGAAAACGCAGCAAACUGAUUGCUGCCUUCAUUGUCAUUCUCCUUAUAACUAUUGUGAUCAUCAUCUCUGUGGUUGUGUGCUGCGCAAACAAUGACGAUGAAGAUGAACAUUUUGACCGAACAACGUUUAAUCUGCAACAGAAAUUUAAUGGGAGCUUCCAGAUGGAAAUUCCAUUUUCAAAUGAAACCCAAGGUCUCAAUGACGUCCAGGGAAAGCUGACCAAGCUCUACGAAUCCUCCCAUGCUCUGGGUCGUUUCUUCUCAAACGCGGAGACAUUUCACCUUGGGAGUGAGUCUGCUGUCGUGCAAUACAAGCUGACAUUUAUCUUUCCAGAAGAAGAGCUUAGAAACUCCACUCUUAGCACAGAGAUUGUGUACAAUGUGUUCAGGCAGUUCCUCUACGAUCAGAAUGAAGAAGAAUCUGGGACUAUGUUCAUUCUCCCAAGUUCCUUGAAAAUGCACACCAUGCAUUAAUCAGAUCUUGAAAAAUGAGUUCCUGUAAAACCACUAAAACCGGAUUUCCAGGAUAGGAAUUUUUUUUUACGAAGUGGCCUAGAGACAGUUAACUUGUCAGCUCUUGUUCACCGCACAGAGACACUGUCCAUGUGAAUGCUCUCACAUGACCAAAUAGCAUACACCACAUGGUUGUUAUACAUUUAUGAUUUGUAUGUACUGUAAUGUAGAUUUUGUUGUGUAUUGCCAUUGUUUUUAAGCUCCAAAGGUCUUUGUUAAAACCUCAGAUGUCAUAUAUUAAUGUAGCGGAAAUGAUGACCUGCUGUUAGAAGUGGGUACACACACUCCUUUGCAUACACGUUCAGUUUUCAAGCAGACAUCAUUUGCAAACUGUACCUGGACUUGCCUUGAAACAUUUGCAUAAAAUGCAACAAACAGGUGCAGAGAGACAACGAGUUAUUUUAUUUGCCAAGUGAUGAACUUACUGACCUAAGUGUGAUUUAUAAUGUUCUUUUAAUCAUGUGUGCUUUGUGACAUAUAUUAAAUAUCUCAGCUGUUUCAUUAAUUC
Molecule: messenger RNA, 1500 nt
Organism: Xiphophorus couchianus (Monterrey platyfish)
Lineage: Eukaryota; Metazoa; Chordata; Actinopteri; Cyprinodontiformes; Poeciliidae
Gene: c15h3orf52
Product: chromosome 15 C3orf52 homolog
Exons: 7
Coding region: 291-953 (220 amino acids)
Source: RefSeq, a predicted model, not a curated record